GACAUCCGGGCCGUCGCUGCCGCUCAACUCCGCCGGGCCCGGAGGGGCCCAGCCCGCCGCCCUCCCCCGCCGCCGGCGGCCCGGCCUCCUCCCCUUGCGCGCUGUGCUGCCCGGCUGGCGCGCCGCGAGCCCAGCAUGGGGGGCAGCCGCUAGGGAGCCCCCUGCUGCCAUGCAGAGUCCCGCUGCCCGGCCUGGGUGAGGGGCCUGCAGCAGCACCUGGCAGAGAGACCCUGGGCCCGAGGGGAAAGGUGCUGCCUCCAUCCAGCAGGAGACAGCCCUGCCCCACUCCGUUCCCCCUUGGGUAGGGGCCAGCUCCACCUGCUGUUUGGCCCUGACACCGAGCCAGUGCCUGGGCCAUGUUCCCACGCCCCCUGGCCCCGGUGGCAGUGCGGGGUGCAGAGAUGGGAGCCACCUCCGUGCGCCGGGCCGCAGUGCCUGCCAGGAUGCGGGGCGGCAGUGGCACCAUGCUGUUGCCCUCCAUGCUCAUGUUUGGGGUGAUUGUGGCUUCCAGUGGCCUGCUGCUCAUGAUUGAGAGGGGCAUUUUGGCAGAGGUGAAGCCACCACCACUCCAUCCCCCACAUGGAGACCUCGCUUGGAGGAGCAGCGGUGACACCAGGGCAGUGGCCUCCGAGGACAUGGAUUACCAGGUGCUACAAGAUGUUCGUAACCGGACAGUCCGCACCAUGUGUGGGCAAAAGAACAUGCCUCAUAGCAUCUGGGAGCUUUCAGCAGGUCAGAGGAAAACCGUGCUCAGACACAUCCUAGUCAGUGAUAAAUAUCGCUUCUUAUAUUGCUACGUCCCCAAAGUCGCCUGCUCCAACUGGAAACGAAUACUGAAAGUUUUGGCUGGAGCGCUGGAGAAUGUGAAUGUCAAGCUCAAAAUGGACCACAAGAAUGACUUGGUUUUUCUUGGUGACAUGAAGCCAGAUGAGAUCAGCUAUAGGCUAAAGCAUUACUACAAGUUUAUAUUUGUUCGAGACCCGAUGGAGAGACUUUUAUCAGCUUAUAGGAAUAAAUUUGGAGAGAUCAAAGAGUACCAGUUAAAGUAUGGCGUGGAAAUAGUAAAAAGAUACCGAAAAAGCCCCAGAAAGUCCACGGGGGAUGAUGUCACCUUUUCUGAGUUUCUCAGGUACCUGUUAGAUGAAGAUGCAGAGAGAAUGAACGAACACUGGAUGCCCAUCUACAACCUAUGCCAACCCUGUGCGGUGAGGUACGAUUUCAUCGGAUCAUAUGAAAGACUGAAUGUGGAUGCAAAUUACAUUCUUGAACAUGUUCAAGCACCUUCUUUUAUCCGUUUCCCAGAACGACAAUCAUGGUAUAAGCCUGUGACUCGGGAAACUCUACAUUACUAUCUGUGUAACACUCAACGUGGGCUUAUAAAAGAACUGUUACCAAAAUACAUUCUGGAUUUCUCAUUGUUUGCCUAUCCUCUUCCAAAUAUUACUAGUGAAUUUUGCAGACAGUGAACUUUUUCUAUUUGCGGGCUGGUCUAUGCUAGAAACUUACGCUGAUAGAAUAAUGUUGUGCAACAUUUUUAUACUGGUAGAAGCUCUAGUGUAAGCAGUUGUAUUGGCAUAAAAGUACUUUUGCUGGUGUAGAUUAUUUCACUCAAUAACCUGUAUAAAUUCUACUGGCAAAAAUACUUUUAUGCCAGCAUAAACUGCGGCUACACUAGGGCUACGUCUUCACUACAGGGGGGGGUCGAUUUAAGAUACGCAAAUUCAGCUACGCGAAUAGCGUA
Terrapene triunguis (Three-toed box turtle) is the source of this 1741-nucleotide messenger RNA. RefSeq names its product carbohydrate sulfotransferase 14 (gene CHST14). Gene Ontology annotation, biological process: dermatan sulfate proteoglycan metabolic process; carbohydrate biosynthetic process. Gene Ontology annotation, cellular component: membrane. The coding region runs from base 357 to 1466 and encodes 369 amino acids. NCBI's taxonomy places the organism in Eukaryota, Metazoa, Chordata, Testudines, Emydidae. The transcript has a single exon. Gene Ontology annotation, molecular function: sulfotransferase activity. The record is from RefSeq and is a predicted model, not a curated record.